GUCUCAGUAGAGGGGAAGGUCGAGAGCCAUGCGUCCUCCGAAACACGGCCCUGCCAAGCCACACUGCUUCUUGACACACUGCUCGCUGAACCCGGAAGCCAGCAGCACCAAUGUGUCGGAGGAAACACAUUACAACUGGCGCCCACAGGAGUCGCUAGAUCGCGAUGGGACAAGGACAUCCCGGCUGGCCAAACUCUCCCCUAACCCAGACGACGCUGGGCCAAUUGUGCACCGACUCAUGGGUCUCUCGGGGAUCAAACCCAGGCUGUGUGCCCUCUUCACGACUUUGAUUGAACCCAGAGGUGCUGUUGUGCCCUCUUCACGACUGUGUUGGUGUGUCCACCAUCAGCUCCUUUGUCUUGCUGACGUUGAGGGAGAGAUUGUUGUGCUGGCACCAAUAGGCUGUCUCAUCGUAAUGGGUGAUCAGGCCUACCACCGUCAUAUCGUCGGCAAACUUAAUGAUGGUGUUGGAGUUGUACACAGCCACGCAGGCGUGGGAUAACAGGGAGUAGAGGAGAGGACUAAGCACGCACCCCUGAGGGGCCCCUGUGUUGAGGGUCAGCAUGGUGGAUGUAUUGUUGCCUACCCUCACCACCUGGGGCCGGUCCAUCAGGAAGUCCAGGAUCCAGUUGCAGAGGGAAGUGUUCAAUCCCAGGGUCCUUAGCUUAACAUAUUUUUACUGUAGAUAUAUGGUACUUUUCUGCAUAUGCUUCUUUUUUUCAAUGCCAAACCUACUACUAGUGUGACCAAGGAGCUCUAUUGUUAUGUCAUCUGACCUUUGUGAUCAGCUGACAGUCACUCCUGUUUGCCCUCUAUUUGAGCUGUAGUCUAGAAACUUGCUUACAAUGGGAUUUGUGGCAUUUUGCAGAGAAUAAAAGCCAUAUGCUAAAAAAAUAUGUUUAAAUUUGGAGCAUUAGCUUAUUAUAAAGGUGUGUGGGGGGGGUAUUUUAUUUCCCUUUGAGUCUCCAAAAGUUGGCCCUGCUCCCAAAGUACCAUUAUCAUGUCUCCUGUCCUAUGAAGAAAUAGUGUGCUGGACCCACGGGUACACAAACAUCCUUGACAAGUAUAAAGCCAUCACUCACCCCCACAUUUUCGAAUCUAUAAGUUCACUUCUCUCUGUUCCAGGGAGCAACCAAAACAGAGAAUUGUGAGGCGCUGGACAGAGGAGGCAUACUCAAUGCAUCAGGAUUGCUUGGCGACAACUGAUUGGAAUAUGUUCAAAGACUCAUCCACCCAAGACUCAUCCAUCAACAUUGAGGAAUAUACAUUAUAUAUAUUCUACAAACCUGCAGCACCCACAAUAUUUUUUGCUUUAUAAAGACAAUACGAAAUAUGGCCAAUUAGUUGACCUUGGAAAAUGGUUUAAAACCCAUAUUUAAUGCAAAUGUUACAAAUAUAAAUAAUUGUUUAAGGUUUAGACAAUUACUUGUCAUAUAUAAAGAAUAAAUACAGGUCAUUGACACCUUUCCACUAUUACGUAUGGGACUUUUAUUUAGAAAAUCUUCCAAAAUUCCGUGACCCGGAAGUACUUUUUUUGUGUUGCUAACGGGACGCUGAUCUAGUUAUCAACCAUGGUAGCUUGCUAGCCAAUAUAGCUAAAACGUUAAAGCUCAUUAGACACUUUCAGUGUGUAUUAGCCACUGUUUUAAAUACAUGUAUGUUGUAUAGCUAGCUAAUUGUCGCAUUUAAUUUAACGUUGCUAGUAGUCAGCUAGCUGGCUGGUUAAAUUAGCAGUAGCACUUGCCUUGUCAUUCAUGCUAACUAGCUAGCUAGCAUCCCCGACCAUGAGCUCACUAAGCUACUCUCCCCCUGCCGAAGAAGAGGAGGUCUGCUGGACGGUGAAAGAGGAGAAGGAAGAAGAGGCUGUCACCGUCAAAAAAGAAGUAGCGGGUGAGGCUGUAACAGUGAAAGAAGAGGAAGAAGCUUUCCGAGUGAAACAGGAAGAAGCGAAAGAGCAGGACGCAGAUGUUGGAGUGGAGGGGGAGAUCACUGUGACAUUGGACGAGGAAGACGUUUUUGGAGUGGACGAAGAGAAGACUGGAAAUCUGAUCAACACCAGGGCGAUAUCAGACUGUCACUCUGAGAGAGGAAAGAGUCCUUCAGGGGAACCCGAUCCAGAGACGUCCAAACCAGUGAGGAGACAUCACUGCUCCCAGUGUGGAAAGAUAUUUUCCAGGUUAAAGCACCUGAAAGAACAUAAGAGAACGCACACAGGGGAGAAGCCUUAUCAUUGCUCCCAGUGUGGAAUGGGUUUUGGACACUUGGGGUAUCUAAAAGUGCAUGAAAGAACACACUCUGUAGAGAGGCCUUUUCAAUGCUCUCAGUGUGGCCAAAGAUUUAUCCAGGCAUCGCAUCUGAAAGAGCAUGAGAGAACACACACGGGAGAUAAGCCUUUCCAAUGUUCUCAGUGUAAAAAGAGUUAUACCAAAUUAGGGAACCUGAAAAUGCAUGCGAGAAUACACACCGGAGAGAAGCCUUUCCACUGCUCCCUGUGUGAAAAGAGUUUUACCUAUUUAGGGAUACUGAAAAAGCAUGAAAUGACGCACACACGAGAGAAACCUUUCCAAUGCUCCCAAUGUGGGAAGAGUUUGACAGAACACACACAGGAGGGGAGAAGACCUAACGUUGUUAAGACCAGUUAAGGCCCCGGAAUAACCACCUCCAAAAUGAUUAACCCCCUUGAUAAAGAUGUGUUUAAGAUCAACAAUACAAGUACUGAGCUGAAAUUGUAUGCUGAAAUUGUGUUUUAUACAAAUACAAUUGCUCAGAAAAAAAUAUUUUGUUUAACAAGUGAAAAAAACUUUAACUUUCAUUUAUUGGCACCCGUAAAGAUUCUUGUUAAAUAAAUAAAAUAAAAUCUACGUUAACAUUGUGGUGGGAAAUGUCUCUCUCUGUGUAUCAGAUUGUAUGUUUAGAAUAAUGCUGCUCUGUAAUUACAUGUCUUGGUUCGGUUCAUGCGAGUGACUGACUGAUUGUAGAUGGGAGUAACCCAUAAGAAAUGUACUAAUACGGCCCAGAACAUUGUUCUGUGGGACAAAAUGAGUAUCUCAGCCUCGUGAGGUAUCAGUCAGUCACAUGCAGGAACCAACGUUAAUAAUGUAAAUCAUGCUCAUAUAACUUGUUUGUGUAGCAGUAUAUAAGGACUGAAAGGGGAACGCCCUUUUCAUCAAGCUUGGAUUGAGUUUGUGAACCUCUCCGGGCCGUGAUAAUAAAGAUUCGUUUCACAUUUUA
This is a messenger RNA of Oncorhynchus nerka (sockeye salmon), 3231 nucleotides long. RefSeq names its product gastrula zinc finger protein XlCGF17.1-like. Gene Ontology annotation, molecular function: RNA polymerase II cis-regulatory region sequence-specific DNA binding; DNA-binding transcription factor activity, RNA polymerase II-specific. The transcript has 2 exons. Gene Ontology annotation, biological process: regulation of transcription by RNA polymerase II. The record is from RefSeq and is a predicted model, not a curated record. Bases 1785 to 2642 code for a protein of 285 amino acids. Gene Ontology annotation, cellular component: nucleus. NCBI's taxonomy places the organism in Eukaryota, Metazoa, Chordata, Actinopteri, Salmoniformes, Salmonidae.